Messenger RNA from Musa acuminata subsp. malaccensis (wild Malaysian banana), 1843 nucleotides. The record is from RefSeq and is a predicted model, not a curated record. Lineage: Eukaryota; Viridiplantae; Streptophyta; Magnoliopsida; Zingiberales; Musaceae.
AGCGGGUUGUUUGUCUUAGGGUGCCGCUGCGACUGCUCUCUUUCGUCCCACAAUGGCGGCUGCGACGCUCCGCACGGUACUCCGCCGCAAUAGCCUUCUGCCCUUGUUCGAAACCUGCCGCCUUCGAGAUCUCUUCUUCUUCUCCUCCUCUGUCGACCUUGCCGCCGCUGUAGGCGUCACCACAUCUCCUGAUCCCCACUUCAUGGUGGAAUACCUCGUGAACUCCUGCGGGUUCUCCCCCUCCGAGGCAGCCAAGUUCUCUAAACCCCUUGCGCACCUCCGAUCCACCGAGAAACCCGACGCCGUCCUUAACUUCAUGAGAUCUCAGGGCUUCGACGGCGCCGGUAUCAGAAAGUUGAUAUCUUUGAAACCAAAUUACCUAUGCGCGAACGUGGAGAAGAAGUUGGCCCCGAAGUUUCAGUUCUUACGCGAUUUGGGCCUAUCGGAGUCGGACAUCGUCGAUGCCAUCCUGAAGAACCAUGGCAUCCUCCUCUUCAACGUUCAGCGUUCCAUCGUCCCCAAAUUGGAGAUGUGGGAAAGUCUCUUGGGAUCGAGAGAGCUUGUUCUCAACCAUCUCAAGAAGACAGGAUGGUUUUUCUCCUCCAGCGUUGAGAAGACGUUGCAUCCUAACCUAAAGUUCUUGAGGGAUGAGUGCGGCAUUCCUGAAGAAAGGGUCUCCGUCGUCUUGAGAAGUCACCCACAAUUAAUCUCACGGAAACCAGAGUCUCUCCGAGCUUUGGUGGCGAGAGCCGAUGAGCUGGGGAUGCCACGGCUAUCUCGGAUGUUCGUGCGGACACUUGAUGCUCUCCUCAUGGUAAGCAAAGAAAGGUUCGAGGCCAAGGUCGAGCUCAUGAGGAGCUUCGGGUGGUCGGAGUCGGAGUUUUCUUCUGCAGUCAGGAAAGCACCCACCUUCUUAUGCAUCUCCCUCGAUAUGAUGCGCAGAAAAAUGGAAUUUUUUAUCAAUGUAGUCGGGUACACCCCUUCCUUCAUCGCCUCCCAACCAACUAUCUUGCUAUAUAGUCUGCAGAAGAGGGUCAUUCCUCGGUUUCAUGUGACGGAGAUGUUGAAAUCGAAAGGAUUGUGGACUGGACAAUGCAAGUUUGUAUGUAUUCUCAUAAUGUCAGAUACCAAAUUCAUGGAGAAGUUUGUUCUCCCUCACAAAGAAAAUGUCCCUGAGCUGCUUGAUAUUAUGAGAGUUGCUGGCGCGUGUAAAAGAAAUGAUACCUUUCAUUUGGCAUCGGAGGAUGAGAAAGGGCUUAACUGAUUGUCUGAUUUGUGACGACGAAGUAUGCAGUGGCUUCAAUGGAAUUUGAAAGACCAGUUGCACUGGGUUGAUCAGGAGUCACCAGCUCUUCUGAAAUGUCUUCAACCGCCUUUGGAAUUGCUAAAGCUUUUCUCGCAUCAACAAACUCUUGCAUGCCUCCAUAGGCUUCUGCUCGUCCACUCUUUGUGAUUCCAGGUGCAGAUCUCUUCAUUCUUGGAGUUCAUUCUUGGAUUUGGUGGAUGCAACUUGUCAUCAUCAUAGCUGAAGCUUCUGCUCCACUUGAAAGCCUUCAGAAGGCUGCACAACUAAAUUUCUCCAACAUCUGAAUCGAACUAAUUCACUUGAGUUAGUCGAUUCGCUGGUUCCUUCUUUUAUUUCUUUGUUCAAGUCUUUAUGUUGUCGAUGUGGUCCAUGUUUCCCGCAUCAUGAAAGGCGUGGUCCAUUGGCUAGUCAAUCUUGGAUAGACUGUAAAUUCUCUAUGUUUUUUUGGGUCUUGUAAUGAUAGAUCAGUCUAGCUCAGUAUCUAAUCCAGUUUAAUCUUUAAUGAAAUUUCUCCUUUUUCGGUUAAAAAAAAAAAAA